This is a messenger RNA of Truncatella angustata, 2142 nucleotides long. Its product is annotated as fungal-specific transcription factor domain-containing protein. NCBI's taxonomy places the organism in Eukaryota, Fungi, Ascomycota, Sordariomycetes, Amphisphaeriales, Sporocadaceae. The transcript has 5 exons. Gene Ontology annotation, molecular function: zinc ion binding; sequence-specific DNA binding; DNA-binding transcription factor activity, RNA polymerase II-specific. Gene Ontology annotation, biological process: DNA-templated transcription; positive regulation of transcription by RNA polymerase II. The record is from RefSeq and is a predicted model, not a curated record. Bases 74 to 2071 code for a protein of 665 amino acids. Gene Ontology annotation, cellular component: nucleus.
UUAUUCGCGAGCUCAGAAUCUUUCACCAUGCUUGACCCCACUACUCGGCAUUGUGUAAGUUACACCGAACAUAAUGAACAGACGAGCGUUGCGCAGUGCAGAGCAAUUGGCAGAAUUACGUGGCAAGCCGACAGCAUGUUCGAAGUGCCAUUCACGAAAAGUCAAAUGCUCAGGGGAACAGCCCUGCUCUAAUUGCAUACAAUCUGGGAGUGAAGCUGAGUGCACAUUUCCCAAGCGGGAUCGGCAACUGAGAGUGAGCCAGAACUACCUGGAAGAUUUACUCGCCGAGAACGAGAAACUUCGCCGGCUAGAAGGAAGUAAUUUGCCCCGAAAGGACGACAAUGUUGAAAAUGAAAGGUCCCGUACAGGUUCCGGAAGACAAGAACAGACGGAUGGCCCAAUCCAAAAUCCUCUCUUUGGCGAUAGACCUUGGUUCCACGAUACACCCGAUAUCCCUAUUUUGAUCGGCGAAGCUGCCGAUGCUGCUUUUGCAACCCGCUUCUGCCAAACAUUAUCCGAUGGGUCUUUCAAGCAUAUCCAGAGGGUCUCAUUUCCAGCUGACAGUACCAUGGCAAUACUGGGUGCAUCAUCUUGCCAACCACCAACUCGCGGCAGAGCGCGGUUUCUUAUGAAGGCUGCCAUCAGAGUAGUUUCCCAGCACUAUCAUAUUGUUCUCAAAAGUGUUGUCUUUGCCACUCUGGAGAGGUUCCUUCAUCAACCAGCUGUAUUGGAUGUCCUUCUCACCUCAAAGAUUUGGGCUCUGUUGGCGCUUGGGGAGAUGUAUACAGCACGAUCCGGCAGUAGAGACAAUUUUCCCGGCCUGGCGUAUUUUGCCCAAGCGAACAAAGCUCAACAAGUAGUAAAUGAGCGGCCAAGCCACGACUCCAUAGAAGUAUUACUUCUUCUGUCCCUUUAUAACCUGCUUUGCAACAGGCGGCAUUCUGCUUGGUGUCUAGCUGGUUCGGCUGUCCGACAAGGCCUGAUCAUGGGCCUGCACUUGAACGUGCCUGAGUCGCAAUUGAGCGACAGAAUCUUGAUAGAACAUCGCAGAAGAGUCUGGUGGACCGCAUACGAAUUCGAUAGACUUCUAGCAGCUCGUCUAAGUCAACCAUUCUCGAUACAAGACGAUGAGAUUCAGGUCGACCUACCUUCCAGCGUAGACAUGCCUAUUGACAGCAAGGAAGAUUUUACGGAAGCGAGCGAUCUUGUCAAUAGAAUCAAGCUUGUCAAAUUGACAGGACAGAUCACAACGCUGCUCUAUGGAAGAAAGCUACAGAAUGAUUCAUUCUUGCAACGAGUACAGCAGGCACUCAAAGACCUCCAAGACUGGUUUCAUAAACUUGAAGGGUUGUUUGACACCGAAGGGCAAAGGUUUACAAAGGCAACUUCAGGACCUACAAGGGCGUUACUGCUCUCUUUUAAUCAGUGCAUGAUCGUCGCCACUCGCCCUGUAGCCCUGUAUGUGCUCAGGGCUCAUCGAGGAACGAAGACAUCAACUACGAGCCAAUCCACCCCAGUCAUCCCUGACAACGCGCAGGCACUGACCGAUGCAUGUGUGCGAUGUGCCAGACACUCGCACUCCCUAUUGAUGGAUUCGUGGGUAGACGGCUCCUUCUUUACGUUCGAUUACUUCGAUACACUCAACCUUUUCUCUGUCGCAACAAUUCUGGCUGUAUCGAGUCUACUGAAUGCACCUGGGUCAUCGAAAGACCGUGACGAUUUUGAGCUAUCUCUACAGUUGCUCACCGACUUGAAAGGUAACGGGAAUUGUGCAGCUGUAGAAUUUUCUCGUCAUCUCGAGUCAAUGAAAGCAUGCAUGAAUAGAAUCGAGGAUUCUGAACAUAUCUCCGAUGUAAAUGACGUCGAUGGCUUGGACAUUACGGUUCCCAAUUUCAACGGAAUAGGCCUGCCUUAUGCAUCAUCAAGUACCACGUAUAAUAUGACAGCAGGUAUGGCCUUAGCCGAACCGUCAAUGCAAGCGUUCCUUGCGCAAACCGAUCCAAACUUCCAGCAAAUGGAUCUCUCACUCCUGCAUCAUGAGCUCGAUGGCUUCUAUUGGCCAGAAGGCUGAGAGCUGAUGACCAGUAAGUCGCAUAUACCCGAGCAUUCACUGGUCUCCAUGCGACAACCCAUCUUAUCCCA